Messenger RNA from Morchella sextelata, 1278 nucleotides. RefSeq lists its product as uncharacterized. Lineage: Eukaryota; Fungi; Ascomycota; Pezizomycetes; Pezizales; Morchellaceae. The coding region runs from base 1 to 1278 and encodes 425 amino acids. The record is from RefSeq and is a predicted model, not a curated record. The transcript has 5 exons.
AUGGCUUCCUCCAAAGAUUUCAGCAUCGCCUCUGCUAGGGAUAAGUUUCCUCAUGUUGACCGCGCAAGGAAAGGCUUGCCGAGCCAGAUUGAUAAUACUGGUGAUAUUGUGCUCGACAAUGCCAGCGGAACUCAGAUGCUGGGUUCGGUAAUCGAAGCAAUCUCGACAUACUACACGAACCCUACCAACACCCCGCUUAAGGAUAGCACUUACCUUAAAAAUGCCCUCUCCGCGUCCCAACGCUUCAUCAACGCUUCAUCCGCCGACGAAAUCGCAAUCGGCACCUCUACAGCACAACUCCUCCACAACUUAUCAACGAGCUUCUUGUUUCCUCCGAAGAGUGAGAUCAUUGUCACGCAGAUUAACCAUGAGUCCAACAUCAGCCCAUGGCUGCGGAUGGCGGAAAGGCAAGAUCUGAUCGUGAAGUGGUGGACGGCGAAGGGGCCGGCCAUGAGACUAGAGAUUGAUGAUCUAUUAGAAUUGAUCUCAGAGAAGACAUGUUUGGUGGCGUUGACGCACGCGUGUGGCGUACUUGGGAAUAUUGAGGAUGUAGAAGUUGCUGCGGAAGUCGUUCAUAGGAUGGUGCCCGAGGCAGUAGUGUGCGUCGAUGGCGUAGAGUUUGCGCCACACAGGAGAGUGGACGUAUUUGGGCCCCAUCUAUCCUGCAUCUGGAUCGAAAAGUCACUAAAAGACGACCAUGACCUCCUCGAACCCUUCAGUUACUUCUUUGAUCAUCCUCUCACCUCACUUCAAGUCAAGCUCGGCCUCUAUGCCGCUAACCCCGCCCUCACAUCUUCCAUCCCACCAAUUGUAGAUUAUUUUAACCUCGAUCCCGUCUCCUCCUGGACCGAAAUCAUGGGGCACGAAGCUGUGCUACAAAAGAUACUAAUAGAUUAUCUUAACUCACGCAGUGAUGUUCGAAUCCAUGGGGAAAAUUCGCCGGAUCCUGUGCUCCGAGUGGCAAUAGUAUCGUUCAAUAUAAAUGGAUGGAUGAGUCAAGACGUGGUUGAGUUCAUUACAACAAAAGACCCCAGGCUUGGGGUGGCUUGGGGGCAUUUUGAUUCUUUCAGAUUGGUGGCCAAGCUUUUACAUCCCAAAGAGGAUGGAGUGGUUAGAGUGAGCAUGGUGCAUUAUAAUACAGUUGAAGAAGUGAAAAGAUUAGUGGAUGUUUUGAAAGAGAUUGAGAUCGGAGGAGACCAGGGUUUACUAGCGCAUAUGGAAAGACUUUCUCUUGUUUCCUUGGACUCUGGAGCAAAUACGCCGGUUAGGUCUGAGUAA